ACAAUGGGCAUGAUCUGUUAUUAUGUUGUUAUCUGGAUUGCGUGUGUUCCAGGCAUUGUAAUAGGAACAGUUUCUAUUACUUUUGAACCAAGUAAAGCACCAGAAACAGAUGAAGUAGAUAUAUCAUGCAAGGAUACAGGAUCAGGUCCAUAUAGUAUUACCUGGAACUUUGGAGGCACAGUGAUAAGUUGUGGUUCAGGGAUAUGUGCUCCAGACCCAUCACCUCAUACAUACAGCCUCAAUGGAAAUGUGUUUAACUUGACACUUUCAUCAGUAACCACCACAAACUGUAUAAGUUACUCUUGCACAAAUGCAAAUGAUGUUACAGACACUACAUCCAGUGACCUGUAUGUUGCAU
This is a messenger RNA of Mercenaria mercenaria, 358 nucleotides long. RefSeq lists its product as uncharacterized. The annotation marks the transcript as partial. The record is from RefSeq and is a predicted model, not a curated record. Lineage: Eukaryota; Metazoa; Mollusca; Bivalvia; Venerida; Veneridae. The transcript has 2 exons.